CAUUAUGGGCUUUCCAUUCCAAGGAGGACCGAGAUCAAGAUCCAUACUGAAAAGUUCGGGACUGUCAAUGGUCCACUUUUCGCUUUGAAGAAUAUUUGUCGUCCCACUUAGGGACGACUUGAGACCCACUUAUCGUGACGAAAUCUCGAGUGAUCUCGUUCUCAAGAGUGCGUGAUUUUUACAAAGAAAGCUCUGAGAACAAACAAAAUGACAUCAGUUCACCUAAACAAUCCCAAUUCAUAUGGGCUUCAACGCCUUGAAUUGCUGCUCCAGUGUUGUGAGAGAAGUCGAAGAAGAAUUCAGAAACCAUGGCGGCCGCAGCCGCAAUUAAUUUCAGUGUCGUAACAGAUCACCGAUAUCAAUCUCAUCGGUCUUUGAGUCGGACAAUGUCUAGCUCGGGUCAGUUCCAUGGCCACCGAGAAUCGUCUCGGCGAGUGCCAAGUGUCUCUACAACGAGCCAUCAGCACAAUAAUCCAGCCAAUGGGAUCAGCAAGACCCAUAUGAGUGAAGGCAAUCCUUUGGCUUCCAAAUUGGGAACGAGGACCAUUCCAGGGAAGAUCUUGUGGAAAGGCAAGCUCAUUGAUCAAGAACUCAUGUAUAAGGAGUUGGUGGCGGCCGAGGCCGAUCAGAAGAACUGGAAAGGCAUUACGAUUGCCAUUUUGAUGAUCCUAUUAAUCUUGGCUGGUGUCGGAGUGGCCGUUUUGAUUCUCACUCCUCCGCCUGAGGACGACUCCUCCAAAGGGCGACCAUUUGAAAUUGAAGAUAUCAUCGACCCUCAGUUUGUGCCAAGGACGUUCAAUGGGUCCUGGAUAUCGGAUUCAGAGAUUGUCUUUCGCGAUGCUCAAGAUCACCUUUCCAUUCUUUCCACUGUCGACUUCAAACCACGGGAAAUUGUGAUCAAUACCGUUUUUAGACGAUUCAACGUUGCAAAGUAUUCGUUAUCCCCUAGCCAAAAGUACCUUCUGCUUACACAUGAUUUUCAUAAGCGAUAUCGAUUUUCUUCAUUUGCCCAAUACACCGUGUACGAGAUUGAAUCCGGACUGACCUGGCCUGUGUCUACGAAGAAUGAUGAUUCGUCAAUUCGUUCCAACCAGAAUGGCUUAUUCCAGCUGCAAUAUGCCAGAUGGAUGCCGUCCCGAGAAGACUCGUCCAAUGGAAACGACGCUCUCGUUUUUGUGGAGAACUACACCGUGUUCUACAUUCCCGACGUGUCACAGACAUCCAAAAGGAUUUUUCCGGUCAGUUCCAUUGAAGACGUAAUCCCUGAGGUGGUGAUUCAUGGUAUUCCUGAUUGGAUUUAUGAAGAGGACAUCCUGAAGGCAGACAACGCUUUGUGGCCCUCUCCCAAUGGACAGAAGCUGGUUUAUGUGACAUUUAAUGACUCCAAAGUCGAAGAGGUCCGUUGGAACAUCUAUGGAAACGAUGCGAGUGCUCGCGGAAACAACCCUUAUCCUCACGUUGGCAAGAUGAGAUAUCCCAAGGCUGGAACAACAAAUCCCAGUAUCAAAGUUUGGAUGGUGAAUUUCGAGUCCCUGGAGAACUUGGAACAACGUGAACUAUACCCACCCAAAGCGACUUUUGCAUACGAGGACUAUUACCUCACAGCUGUAAGUUGGAUGGCUAAUUCGAAUGGUUUGGCAUUGGUUUGGAUGAACCGGGCGCAGAAUGUCACCAUUGUAUCCCAGUGUCAGUUCCCAUCUUGGAAAUGUGUCGAGGUUUACCGCGAAGAUGUUCAAACUCAAGCUUGGUCCACCUUGCAUGAUCCACCCAUUUUCUCGUCCAAUGGAGGUUCAUUCGUUCUCAAGGCACCAAUUCGUGAUGGAGAUUCGGGUCAUUUCCAACAAGUGGUUCUGAUUCAAUUGAAGCCCAAACGGUUGACUCAUCCAUUGACUAUUGGUCAUAACGAGGUGAAGAAGAUCUUGUCGUGGGACGAAGAACGAGAAGUCAUUUACUUCUUGGCUGUUCCAAAAGCUCACCCGUCUCAGCGCCAUCUGUUUGCUGUAAGCAGCAAUUGGGAGGAGAGUCCCUUUUCGCCUGAAUGCCUUACGUGUAAUCUAUCAAGAAAGGCCUUGGGGAGAGAUUGCAGAGUCCAUGAUGCAGUAAUGAGUCCCAGCAACACUCAUUUUAUCCUGAAUUGCUUGGGUCCAGAUGUUCCCGGGGUUUACUUGAUUCCAAUCGAGUCAGAUUUGGACAACCAAACUUUGAGCUUUGGCUCGAAUAUCACUCUUUUAGACAACAACUCUCAGUUGAUUGACCUUAUGAGCACCAUGGCGUAUCCCAAAAUUGAAAUGCUCGAUAUUCCCAAUGGAAAAGAGGACGGUGGGGUGCUGAAAGCUAAAAUGUACCUUCCCUUGGAACUUGAUCCGGAGCUGUUGAUUCAAUAUCCACUGGUUCUUCAUGUGUACUCUGGUCCAGGUUCUCAAUUAGUGACUGACGAUUGGAAGAUUGAUUUCAACGUGUUUGUGGCCACGAAAUUGAAGUACGUCGUCCUUGAGGUCGAUGGGAGUGGAUCUUCCGGGCGAGGAGAGGCUCUUCUCUCUAAAGUCAAGCAUGCCUUGGGUCAGAAUGAGGUGCACGAUCAGAUCCAUGCACUAAGACAUGUCAUCAAUAAUUACACGUUCAUCGAUGGGAACCGUGUGGGCGUGACGGGCGUCAGCUACGGGGGCUAUAUGGCGGGUAUGUUGCUUAGUCAUCCCGAGGCAGAUUUCAUCAAUUGCGGCGUGUCCGUCUCUCCCGUGGUGGAUUGGAGGCUCUAUGAAUCUUCAUACUCGGAACGAUACAUGGGCUUUCCCUCUCCAACUGGCAAUUUUAAAGGAUAUGAAGAAGGUAGUCUAUUAAACCGCAUCAAAGCUAUCCAAGGUAAACAUUUCUUCUUGGCCCAUGGAAUGGCUGAUCGCAACGUCCACUUUCAACACAGUAUGAUUCUGGCCAAGAAACUAGUUGAGUCGAACAUUCCCUUCGAGCAGCAAGUAUACCCGGAUGAAGGUCAUUUUCUGGAAGGCGCCAAACUGCAUUUGUACUCGAGUGUAUCGCAAUUUUUACAAGAGAAGUGCUUCUACGUUCCACCCACGACUGAUGAAGAAGACAAGGUUGAGCUCAUUGUAUGAAAACAAGUGUCCUGAAAUGGCCUUUUUGCAAAAUGAAGGCUGGAAUGGACCCCACCUGCUGAUCUCAAUUCUUAGGGCAAACAAAGUGCAUUACCGUGUCCUGGAAGUUGAACAACAAUGAGGAGAGGUCAUAAACAAGGAACAGUAUUCUAUUUUCUAAAUGUGACAAUAGUAACAACCAAGACCACUCUGUUGUUAUCUAUACAUAGGUACAAUCAUACCAAUAAAGAUAUUCCUCGAUCUAA
Molecule: messenger RNA, 3352 nt
Organism: Tigriopus californicus
Lineage: Eukaryota; Metazoa; Arthropoda; Copepoda; Harpacticoida; Harpacticidae
Product: inactive dipeptidyl peptidase 10-like
Exons: 15
Coding region: 309-3107 (932 amino acids)
Biological process (GO): proteolysis
Molecular function (GO): dipeptidyl-peptidase activity; serine-type peptidase activity
Source: RefSeq, a predicted model, not a curated record